Messenger RNA from Durotheca rogersii, 1959 nucleotides. RefSeq names its product glycoside hydrolase family 28 protein. The record is from RefSeq and is a predicted model, not a curated record. Lineage: Eukaryota; Fungi; Ascomycota; Sordariomycetes; Xylariales; Xylariaceae. Gene Ontology annotation, biological process: carbohydrate metabolic process. Gene Ontology annotation, molecular function: polygalacturonase activity. The coding region runs from base 197 to 1570 and encodes 457 amino acids. The transcript is spliced from 7 exons.
GACUAUGUAGAGUCUCCAACUUCGAUGUCGGGCUUUUUUCCCCAGUAACACGUAAAUAUCACCGCCGGGGGGGUCUUCUCCCUCGCCGGCCAUACUUAGCAGGUGGCCCUAUUUUGCCCUCAUCGAGCCAGCUGAAGUGUCAUCAGCUUUGCAUCGGAGUUUUGAACAUAGAAAAGCCUGGAAUGCCAAUCCGAGUAUGCGACUCAACUCAAUAGGUUCGCUCGCCGCAGCUUUCGCCCUCCUCUCACCUGCGUGGGCGACGGGACAUAGCAGGAUUCCCUCGCGUCCCGAUGUCGUGCCCGGCCCUUACAAUGCCGGCUGGGCCAUGCCGCCCUCGCCGCCGCGUGAUGAAGGACGUUACUGUUAUGUGAGAUCGGGAUGCCACAAGAAGCGUGACGAUGCGCCGCAUAUUGUUCGGGCCCUCAAGAAGUGCAAUAAUGGCGGCACGGUUGUGUUCGACAAGUCGUAUGUGAUCGGCUCGCCCCUAGACCUCAGGUUCCUCCGGCACAUCGAUGUCGUCAUCACAGGGGAUAUCGCCUUUGACGACUCCGACGUGUACUACUGGAACAAUAACAGCAUCAAGUACAAGUUCCAGAACCAGAGCGUCUUCUGGAUGCUAGGCGGCGAGGAUGUGAACAUAUACGGCGAUCUGACCCUGGAGGAGGGCAAGAGCGUCAUCGACGGGAGGGGUCAGGCCUAUUGGGAAGAGAUCGUGACAAAUACGGCUCUAUUUCGGCCUAUGCUCUUCGCUUUCGACGGGAUGAAAGGGGCUACGAUGUCCAACCUACGAAUGCGCAAUCCGCCACACUGGUUCAAUAUCAUCGCCAACAGCUCCGAUAUUAUUAUCAGCAACAUGGACCUUCGCGCACAGUCGCUCAACGAUGUCAAGAUCGCCAACUCGGACGGUUGGGACACCUACCGUUCGGACCGGGUGGUGAUUCAGGACUCGUAUAUCCUGAACACGGACGACUGCGUGUCCUUUAAGCCGAACAGCACCAACGUGGUGGUGCAGAACCUGGAGUGCGUCGGCUCGCACGGCAUCAGCGUCGGGUCGCUAGGCCAGUACGCGAACGAGACGGACAUUGUGGAGAACCUGCACGUGUACAACGUGUCGAUGGCGGACGCGAGCGACUUCGCCCGCAUCAAGGUCUGGCCCGGCGUCCACACCCGCUUCCAGACGCACCUCGCCGGCGGCGGCGGCUCCGGCCGCGUCCGCAACGUCACCUACGACCUGCUCCGCAGCGCCAACAACGACCGCGCCAUCACCAUCACCCAGUGCUACGGCCAGAGCAACAAGACCCUCUGCAACGAGUUCCCGGCUAACCUGACUAUUGAGGACAUCACGAUCAAGAACGUCUGGGGCACGACCUCGGCGAAGCUGGACCCGCAGGCGGGCACGCUGGUGUGCAGCGCACCCGACCGCUGCCGCAACAUCCGCGUCGAGAACAUCACUGUCACCGUCCCGAGCGGCAAGCCCCCCGUCUACGAGUGCCGCAACAUGGACAACGGCCUGCUGCAGCUCACCUGCACGGAGGAGUCCAGCGGAGACCGCGACACCGAGCAGGGCUAGGGAGGAGCCGUCGUCGGCGGGCGGGGCGUGAUGGCACGGGGGGUGCCUCUUUGCCCGAGUUGAGCCCAGGGAGAGAGAAGGGGCAAGGGUGCGCGAGGGUAUCACGGGGGCAAAGAGGUAGCUAGCUAGCUAGUUGGUUAUCACCAGGAAUCGGAGACUGGCACAUUGCUACUCUCCCACCACCUCUUCUUCUUCUCCCGCCCCCCCCGUUCCUCUUUCUAGCUCCGCGCCACUUUCGCUAGAUGGGCACACGAACACAGGCACCUCGUCGUCGAUGGCGGCGAGGUAUGCCUAUCCUGUUCAGCUUACUGACUAUCGAACAACCAACUUUGAAGAAGAAAAAAUAGUUGCUUUAUAUUUAGUUAGGUUAGGGCGCGAUAUAAUGAUGU